UCCAUCAUGCAGGAUGCUAAUGUUAAAGGAUCCUUUGAAACUUCUCAAAAAUAUAUCAAGAUUUUAAAUCUGAAGCUGAAUUCUCUGAAACUGUAAGUGUAAAUAAUCUUAUUUUGGAUGUUAAAGUCGUGUGCGAUGUUCGGAUCUCAAAGAAGGGGAAUAUUUCCUCAGCGACUGCUGAUGUCGCUUCUGCUCCUCUCAGCCUGGGAGGCGGGGAGCGGCCAGGUCCGCUACUCGGUCCCCGAGGAGGCCAAACACGGCACCUUCGUGGGCCGCAUCGCCCAGGACCUGGGGCUGGAGCUGGCCGACCUGGUGCCCCGCCUGUUCCGGGUGGCGUCCAAAGGCCGCGGCGACCUUCUGGAGGUAAACCUGCAGAAUGGCAUUUUGUUUGUGAAUUCUCGGAUCGACCGGGAGGAGCUGUGCGGGCGGAGCGCGGAGUGUAGCCUCCACCUGGAGGUGAUCGUGGACAGGCCGCUGCAGGUUUUCCACGUGGAGGUGGAGGUGAAGGACAUCAAUGACAAUGCGCCCCUGUUCUCUCUUAGCGAACAAAAGUUGCUGAUUUCUGAAUCUAAGCAACCCGAUUCUCAUUUUCCUCUGGAGGGAGCUUCUGAUGAGGAUAUAGGAGAGAACGCUCAGUUGACCUACAGACUAAGUCAAAAUGAAUAUUUUUCGUUGGAAUUGCCAACAAAUAGCAAGUCAAGUAAAAGACUAUCACUUACAUUAAAGAAAUCUCUGGACAGAGAGAAAAUUCCUGAACUUAAUUUGCUACUGACUGCUGUGGAUGGUGGCAAGCCUGCACUCACAGGCACAGUUCAGCUCUUUGUGGUUGUCUUGGAUAUUAACGACAAUGACCCAGAAUUUGAUCAAUCAGAAUACAAGGUAAGACUGAUGGAAAAUGCAGUUAAAGAAACUUUUGUGAUAAAGGUAAACGCUACAGAUCGAGAUGAAGGCACCAAUGGACAGGUAGCAUACUCCUUGAGGUCGAUUAAGCCCGAUGGAAAAAACUUGUUUACACUGAAUGAAAAUAGUGGAGAAGUCAGGGUCAAUGGAACUUUAGAUUAUGAAGAAAAUAAGUUUUAUGAAAUUCAAGUACAGGCCACAGAUAAGGGGACUCCCCCGAUGGCAGGUCACUGUACGGUCUGGAUAGAAAUCUUAGAUGCCAAUGACAACGCUCCUGAAAUCGCCGUGACUUCUUUGUCUUUCCCAGUACGAGAGGACACGGAGCCCAGUACAGUCAUUGCACUUAUCAGUGUGUCAGAUCGCGACUCUGGGGCCAAUGGGCAGCUGACCUGUUCUCUGACACCCAACGUCCCCUUCAAGCUGGUGUCCACCUUCAAGAACUAUUAUUCGCUUGUGCUAGACAGCGCCUUGGACCGCGAGAGUGUGUCGAACUAUGCUCUGGUGGUGACCGCGCGCGACGGGGGCUCGCCCCCGCUGUCGGCCACGGCCAGCGUG
Condylura cristata (star-nosed mole) is the source of this 1455-nucleotide messenger RNA. It is a transcript of the gene PCDHA11, whose product is annotated as protocadherin alpha 11. The annotation marks the transcript as partial. The transcript has a single exon. Gene Ontology annotation, biological process: homophilic cell-cell adhesion. The record is from RefSeq and is a predicted model, not a curated record. Lineage: Eukaryota; Metazoa; Chordata; Mammalia; Eulipotyphla; Talpidae. Gene Ontology annotation, cellular component: plasma membrane. Gene Ontology annotation, molecular function: calcium ion binding.